CGUCGUUCUGAAUUCUGAUGGUUCCUACCGUCCGCGACGCUGGCUGCCGACGAUGACGGCCGAGCUCGCCGUCCUUCCGGCCGAUCGGCGUUAACGCCGCCAUCUCCAACCUCCUGCCAUGCUAGCCUCCAAGCCUAGUGCGAGUCUGAUAUGAACAUAAAAUGGUCAUGCGGCCUUCUAUUCUGGCCGCCGCCCGCCGCCUCACCACCGCGGCCGUUGCGGCGGCCAUCCGCCGCGGGGACCUCGCCGGCGCCAAGGAGGCCUUCGCGUCGACGCGACUCAAGACCACGGCCACCUACAACUGCCUCCUCGCGGGGUACGCCAAGGCGCCUGGGCCCGGCCGCCUCGCCGACGCACGCCACCUGUUCGACCGAAUACCGCACCCGGACGCCGUCUCGUACAACACGCUCCUGUCCUGCCACUUCGCCAACGGCGACGUGGAUGGCGCGCGGAGGCUCUUCUCCGCGAUGCCGGUCCGGGACGUCACGUCCUGGAACACCAUGGUGUCCGGGCUGUCCAAGAACGGUGCCUUGGAGGAGGCCAAAACCGUGUUCCAGGCCAUGCCUGUGAGGAAUGCUGUUUCCUGGAAUGCAAUGGUUGCAGCACUUGCGUGCUCUGGAGAUAUGGGUGCAGCGGAGGAGUGGUUUAGGAAUGCCCCUGAGAAGAAAAAUACAAUUCUCUGGACUACCAUGGUGUCAGGGUACAUGGACGCCGGCAAUGUGGAGAAGGCCACGGAAUUCUUUGAUGCAAUGCCAGAGAGGAACUUAGUUUCUUGGAAUGCCAUGGUCUCUGGAUAUGUGAAGAAUUCACGAGCGGGUGAUGCUUUGAGGGUGUUCAAGACCAUGGUUGACAACGCCACUGUGCAGCCAAACGCAUCAACAUUAAGUAGCGUGCUUCUUGCAUGCAGUAACCUGUCAGCAGUUGAAUUUGGGAGGCAGAUACACCAGUGGUGCAUGAAGUUGCCUCUUAGUAGGAGUAUGACCGUGGGUACGCCACUUGUCAGCAUGUACUGCAAAUGCGGCAAUUUGGACGAUGCUUGCAAGCUGUUCGAUGAGAUGCACAUGAGGGAUGUAGUUGCAUGGAACACCAUGAUUUCCGGCUGUGCUCAGCACGGGGAUGGAAGGAAAGCUAUUAAAUUGUUUGGAAAAAUGAAGGACGAAGGAGUGGUGCCAGACUGGAUUACUUUUGUGGCUGUAUUGACAGCUUGUAUCCACACUGGAUUGUGCGAUUAUGGAAUGCAGUGCUUUGAAACAAUGCAGGAAAUAUAUGGAAUUGAACCCCGAAUUGAGCAUUACUCAUGUAUGGUGGAUCUUCUCUGCCGAGCUGGUCUCCUUGAGAGAGCUGUCAGCAUGAUCCGCUCAAUGCCUUUUGAGCCGCAUCCUUCUGCCUAUGGCACCCUGUUGACCGCUUGUAGAAUUUAUAAGAAUUUGGAAUUUGCCGAGUUUGCUGGUGGAAAGCUGAUUGAACAGGAUCCGCGGAACGCAGGUGCCUAUGUGCAAUUGGCAAAUAUUUAUGCUAUGGCAAAUAGGUGGGCUGACGUCUCAAGAGUAAGGAGAUGGAUGAAAGAUAAUGCGGUAGUGAAAACACCUGGAUAUAGCUGGAUCGAGAUAAAGGGUGUGAGGCAUGAGUUCAGAUCGAAUGACAGAUUGCAUCCUCAGCUUGAUUUGAUUCAUGACAAGUUGGACCGGUUGGAGGAGCUGAUGAAGGCAAUGGGUUACGUUCCUGAUCUUGAUUUUGCACUGCAUGAUGUUGAGGAGAGUCUGAAGGCACAAAUGCUGAUGAGGCACAGCGAGAAGCUCGCUAUCGCUUUUGGCCUGAUUAGCAGUCCCCCUGGGAUGACCUUGAGGAUCUUCAAGAACCUCAGGGUUUGUGGAGAUUGUCAUAAUGCAGCGAAGCUUAUCUCCAAAAUCGAGGACCGAAAAAUCAUCCUUAGGGAUACUACACGUUUCCACCACUUUAGAGGUGGGAGCUGCUCUUGUGGAGAUUACUGGUGAUACAAGGCGUAACUAGCAUGGCUGCCAUUUUCGGUAACAAUGUCAGACAUACACUGGUGUCACCAUAGGACUUGCAACACUAUCUGAUCCUUUCAACAAGAAAAAAAAUGUGGAGCAUCAGCAGUCAACAUGUGAGGUUUGAGCAGUUUGCCCUGAUGUUUUUCUUUGUGCUUUUGCUUUGGAAGAAACUUAUGCCCUCCAGGCCGUGAGAUUCAUCAGAACCUUACCAUUGACUGUUGGAGGAUGCUGAAAGAUCACGGAUAAGAUAUACUGAAGGCCUGUAAGGAUGAGUGCGUUAGAUAUACAUCUUGGUACUGCGGAGUUGAUUGUUUAGUCCCAGCACCAUCCGCAGUAUCACAAUUUGGUUCUCCAUAUUUAAUUUGCAGCCUGUGUUGUCACCUGCUGAUAUUUAAACAGUUAUUUGUUGAACUGUCUUGUCUGUUUUGGCUUCAAGAAGUUGCUGCAACCUGCAAGAGGUGGCCGAUUAAUCAAUCAUGAACUGAAAAGAUGCAAAGAAAGAGUAGAUAUCAGCAACGCGCUGUGAAAAUGUGUAAAAUGGCAAUGGAAAUGUUGCGGAGUUAUUUACUCUCAAAGGCAACAAGGGUGAACCAUUGGACAGAUGCUGCUAGCAGGACUUUGAACUUGCAGUUGCAGUAAUACAGAGGCACUCCAUCUUAGCCCUGGUACUUGGGAUUGGGAUAGAAUCUGAUGCACAGAAGUUCAUUCCCUGAAUAGAAAGGGGCUUCACAUGUCCACCUGGAUAAUCCUGCUUCAAGAUGAUGCCUCACGAACUUGCUAGAGGGUAGAGGUAGGCUGUAAUGUGGAGUAUCUUUGCAUUGGGACUUAGUCUAUUCCAGCGUUUAUAGCUGAGGCUGUAAUGAAACCCUAUUUUUUUCUCUCGCUAUUUACCCGUUAGUUCUGCUGUU
This is a messenger RNA of Setaria italica (foxtail millet), 2920 nucleotides long. Its product is annotated as pentatricopeptide repeat-containing protein At4g16835, mitochondrial. The transcript has a single exon. NCBI's taxonomy places the organism in Eukaryota, Viridiplantae, Streptophyta, Magnoliopsida, Poales, Poaceae. Gene Ontology annotation, molecular function: zinc ion binding; RNA binding; protein binding. Gene Ontology annotation, biological process: RNA modification. The coding region runs from base 162 to 1994 and encodes 610 amino acids. The record is from RefSeq and is a predicted model, not a curated record.